CUUCGACGAAAACGUCUUACGGAGAAAGUAUAGUUUAAAGAUAGGCGGUUUGCCCCGCAAACGUCCGAGUUGUUUCCCGAACGUCGACCGAACAACACCGUGGAAGUUAAUUUGUUGGUUUUGCUUAAAUUUUUUUUCUCCGACUACUUUUUGAGACUGUUCAAAAUGCAUAUCAAGUACGUGAACAUCGAGGAAAAAAUCGCCAAGCGAUUGGACGAUUUGUUCGGUGUAAAGGACUGCUUGAUCGAAGUCAACCCGGGUCAGGUGAUACUUCCGCCCAAGUACAAGGAUUUGGGAGAAAGGAUUAUGAACAUGGAGGUCAGGACGGAUGACGUAUGGCUAGUGUCGUAUCCCAGAACAGGAAGUACAUGGGCCCAGGAAAUGGUCUGGUGUAUUUGCAAUGAUUUGGAUUUCGCAAAAGCCAAGAGCAUGAUCGGUCAGUCGAGGACGCCCUUAUUAGAAUUGACAGCACUUAUGGGAAACGAUACGAGUAAGCUGAAAGACCAAUUGGGAAACUCAGUGGAACAAGUGGAAAAUAUGCCUUCGCCGAGGUUCAUAAAAACGCAUCUGCCUUCUCAACUGUUGCCUGAGCAGUUGAACGCCGUGAAACCGAAAAUCGUGUACGUCACUCGCAAUCCCAAAGACAUGUGCGUGUCUUAUUAUCACUAUUGUAAACUAGUGCACGGUCUACACGGUUCGUUUGACGAGUUCUGCGAGCUGUUCAUUCAAGGGAAAACUCCAAUCGGACCGAUAUGGAGUCACAUUCUGGGUUUCUGGCAACAGAGAGACGAACCGAACGUGCUGUUUCUGAAAUACGAAGAUAUGAAGAAGGAUUUAAAGGGGGCCAUAAGACAAGUGGCGGCUUUCUUGGAGAAAGAGCUGACAGAAGAACAGGUGUCGGCUCUGGAGGAUCACUUGAGCUUCAACAGCAUGAGGAAGAACCCCGCUCUGAACUUGGAGCCGCUUCUGGCCAUGAUGGAAAAGCCCCAGGCCGCAGACGAGAAUUCAGACCAGAAGUUCAUCAGGAAAGGAAAAGUCGGAGAUUGGAAAAACUACAUGUCCGAAGAACUAUCGGCCAAGUUCGAUAGUUUUACGGAUGAAAACUUAAAAGGCACCGACCUUACUUUCGAAACGAGCUAAUAUGUUCAUAUAUUUAAUUGCGCUGUAAGAUUACCCGUAAGACUUAGUAAAAAUUAAUUAUUAAUGUGUAUUAAUGUGUACUGAUUAAUAAUGUAUUUACACAUUAUACUUAAGUAUAGAAUUCUAAGAUAUUUUUUUAAAUAAACUUUAUUUAACUAUAA
Molecule: messenger RNA, 1301 nt
Organism: Adelges cooleyi (spruce gall adelgid)
Lineage: Eukaryota; Metazoa; Arthropoda; Insecta; Hemiptera; Adelgidae
Gene: St2
Product: luciferin sulfotransferase
Exons: 4
Coding region: 166-1140 (324 amino acids)
Biological process (GO): sulfation
Cellular component (GO): cytoplasm
Molecular function (GO): sulfotransferase activity
Source: RefSeq, a predicted model, not a curated record